CAUGGCCAUACAGCCUGCAAACCACAUAAUACACCAGUGAUUUUGCCCAUGAAAGCCUUCAACUAUACAAUAUCUUUUCCUGCUGGGUGGAACAGAUCUAUUCCACCUUUACCAGCUGAGUCAUAAAAAGUGUGCACUCUUUCAAUUUCUUUUCCAUUACAAACUCCUAACAUCUAGGGAUUAUAAAAAGUUCACAACCCACUCUACCAAUCCAGCACUGUCAGAUCAGAUUAAUAGCUUUUUAUUAAUGUAUGCCAGACUGUAGGGCAUGGAAGUCAAUCAUUAUGGAUAUUUUGCAACCAAAGACUUCACCAGUGACUAAUAUGCCACUAGUGCAAUUGCUCCAUUUGCAGAUCUUAGUGCAGGCUUCUUCUGUUAGCUUUGUCAUAUGCAGACAGUAAAGGUUGCUCCCAGAAACAUCCAGAUAUUCCAUUAAGCUUUUCUUCUGUUAUAUCUUUCUAGCUGGAUAUUGAUCCUUGAUUAAAUCUGACCUUCUCCUUAUGCAAUUAAUUCAAUAAAGAGCCACCUUUGAGCAUUUUUGUUCUAAAUCUACUUCGCAGGCUGUGCAAACAUUAGAGGUUAUGUCAAAUCUUUACCAUCUCAUGCUACAAAUAUUCUGCAUUGGCUCAUAUAGCUACACAGUUCAAGGUAAGCCUUUUUCAAGGCAGUCACCUUCUCUCCAAGAAAGGUCGUUUAUUUCAGAUCCAUUAAAGUAAUUAUUGAAGCAGCUGUUAGUGCAUUCCACUGUUGCCUUCAAAUCAUGCUAAGGAGCAUCACUGAUUCUUGAUUCAGUAUCCUUAUUCCUAUAACAGACCCAGGGUUCGUAGUUGUUAUAAAUGGGGCAAUAGGAGAAACACACUCUUAAGAGAUGUAGGGACUUCUAUAAGAUUUGGGAAGUCACAUUUGUUUAUUCAUUUGUUUAAUUACUUUAUAUCCCACCUUCAUUCAAAGUUGAAGCCUGGGAAUUUCCCUCCCCUCGAUAUUUUAAAUUGUUGGCAACUUCUGAGGAAAGUUGUUAUUGUUUGUACUGUCAAAGGCUUUCAUGGCUGGAAUCACUGGGUUACUGUGAGCCUUUUGGGAUGUAUGACCAUGUUCCAAAACAUGGCCAUAUAGCCCAAAAAACUAACAUCAACCCUUAUAAUUGCCCGUUGAUAUAUAUUUAUUGAAACAUGGUUUGAUUUCAGUUUUUCAAUUACCAAUGUAGAACAAAAUUACAGAAAUUGUAUCUUUGUUUGCUUCAUGACUUUGGAAACAUUUAUUCAAGCAUUGUCUUUAAAAAUCCUCCAUGAUGAUUCUCCAUUCAUCCUCAAGCUGAAGAUUCUACUGGCAUGGUGAGAAGAGGCAAAAUAUGAAGAAAAGUCAACUGUUUUCAUUUUGUUUGUAAUCAUUGCAAACCUCAAUACAUUCUUUUCCAGGAUGAGACAUGAAUAAUCCAUCUGAGAUGUACCUGAGUCAUGUAGGAUUCAGUCAAGCAUUACUUUAUGGAGAUAAAAGUCAAUGAUAGCAGGAGAGUCUUAGACUUUGUUCCCUGGACUGCUGGUUAGUGUCUCUUGCCUCUGGAUUAAUUAUUUAAACAAAGGACAGAAUAUGUCUCUUGGGAGUCAAAUUUAGGGAGUUUCUAGUCUUGUGUUGGAGACCACUGCAAUACAGAGAUUUCAAAAAGGUUCUGAACUCUUGGAAGGUUGAUAGCUAGCAGACUAUAUUAGAAGGCUUCUCAAAACACCUAUUGCUUUACAUAUUCAUUUUUAUUCCAGGGCAGAGGGAGAUUAUGUAAAACACUAUUAAGCAGAAGGCAGCAUAACAGUAGGUAUCUAAGCUCCAUUAACGUACUUCAGGAAAUACACAUCUACUUCUCAACAGCAAGUCAUGUUGAGCAAAUGUGUCAGAGAUAGAUAAAAUCUACACAAAAAAGAUCACAGGAUUAAUGGCCUAGAGGCCUUCAAAGUUGAAAGACACAGUUUCCCUACUUAGGAAAACUGAAUUUGGGUCUAGAACAACAAAGGCAUCUCUCCCCCGUUUGCUUAGAAAAAUUGUCUGGGAUUAGCUUUAUAUUGUAUAUAUCUACCACCAUAGUAUUUUGCAAUUUGAGAGCAAGGAGAGAUCAUACCUGGACUGAAAAUCAAGUACAAUGAUUGACUGUGGUUUUCCUUCCUUAUCUUAGAGAAUUUAUUUUUGUGUCAGGAGCGACUUGAGAAACUACGUCAUUUCUGGUGUGAGAGAAUUGGCUGUCUGCAAGGAUGUUGCCCAGGGGACACCUAGAUGUUUUGAUGUUUUAGAGAAAAAUAAUCUUUAGGUUUUAAGAAACAGCUAUAUUAACAAAAAAAAAACAAUUUCACAUUUAACAAACAGAGUUAUUUCUAGUACUUGAGAAAGCAGGGCUUGUCUAAACAAGCUUAAAUGCAACUGUAUUUGUCUCAAAACCAGUUUAGAGUUCAACUUAUUUUUCCAAGACAUGAUAGCUCUCCCCCCGCCAGCCUUCACCCAGCCACUUGGGUGCGGCUUGGGGCACCUUCUCUGCCAGGCCUGAAAGGGAGAGGCCUGAUGAGUAACCUGAAAGUAGAUAUUUGUUUUGUUUUGCUUUGUUUCACUCUACAGUGUGUUUAGAUAAAAUCACUGAGAGUUUGAACUGUCCCUAAGAGCAGGAAUGGGGUUUGUUAGCAGGAAGAAGCCAGAUGUGAGUCAUAUGCUUAGAACUGAGAUUGAGGAGGAAAGGAGGAAUUCAGACUCUUGCAAAUAAGCAAGGCGAGACUGUCUGGUGAAGACUAUUCGCUCAGAGGGGUUCUUCGGCGUAUAUAGAGGGGCUGCUGUGAACCUAACUCUUGUCACUCCUGAAAAAGCAAUCAAGUUGGCAGCCAAUGAUUUCUUCCGCCAGUUGCUCUCUCAGGAUGGAAAAGAACUGUCAUUAGUAAGGGAGAUGCUGGCUGGCUGUGGAGCUGGAACCUGCCAGGUGGUGGUCACUUCCCCAAUGGAAAUGCUGAAGAUUCAACUACAGGAUGCUGGAAGGCUAGCUGCUCACCAGCAAAAGGCCUUGGGACAGGACAGACUAUCUGCUGUGGCUGCUUCCCAUUCACCACCAGGUUUACACCACAGGCAACCUUAUGUCUCAGAGUCUGCCACAGCCUAUCAGCGCCCCUCCGCCACUGCGAUUGCCAGGGAUCUGCUGCGUACUCAGGGUCUAGCUGGCCUGUAUAAAGGGCUGGGGGCCACCCUGCUCAGGGAUGUGCCCUUUUCUGUGAUAUAUUUCCCACUCUUUGCCAAUAUCAACAAGUUGGGACAAGAGAACCUGGAAGAAAAAGCAUCUUUCUUACACUCAUUCGUCUCUGGCUGUGUGGCAGGAUCUGUGGCUGCCGUGGCAGUGACCCCACUGGAUGUUUUAAAAACACGCAUUCAAACUCUCAAGAAAGGGCUGGGAGAGGACACCUACAAUGGGAUCAUUGAUUGUGCCAGGAAAGUAUGGAUUCAUGAAGGUCCCACUGCUUUCAUGAAAGGGGCAACAUGUCGUGCACUGGUCAUAGCUCCCCUGUUUGGCAUAGCCCAAGGGGUCUAUUUCAUUGGUAUUGGAGAAUAUGUCAUGGAUUUUUUCAAAUAGCAUCAUCUCCAAAUGCUGCGCCUUUUCCGUUAAGACUGUCCAUGUUCAAUAGAACCGACUGAUGGAGGAGCAAAAGAACUCCCUUUGUAUAGCUGCAGGGUAACAAACUGCCGUCCAGGGUACUUCUGUCCAGGAAGAUUAUCUUCAAGAAACUCCACUUCCUAUGCAAUCCCCUCAUGUCAAGCCCUCUCCUCUAUAAGGGUGAGGAUGGCAUAGUUUUAAGGAAAAGAUACACAUUUUGCUUAUUGAACUUGCAUCUUUUCCUAAAAAUGCCCAUCCCCAUGCCUAUAAGAAAGAUAAUUCAGAAGAAAUAGAAAGGAAAUUCUAAUGAGGAUUCUAGUUCAAAGGGACAGCUGGAAUGGAAUUGGCCCAUGAAGGUUGUACUCUUCAUCAGUCCCUAUAUCCUUUUAAUAUAAGAAACUAGCAAGUGCUUUAUCAGAUUAAUGCUCUUGAACAAAAGAAAAGGGGACCCAAGUAUAUAUAAUGUGUACUGAUGUACCUAGAAAUUGUAUACUAUUUCUAUUAUGCUUUUGUUAGAACUUAUGGAGUCUUUGGGAUCUCUCUGAUCACCUCUAUAGCCAGCAGACUGAUUAAAAGGUUCUCUCUACAACCUCCA
Messenger RNA from Anolis carolinensis (green anole), 4205 nucleotides. It is a transcript of the gene slc25a18, whose product is annotated as solute carrier family 25 member 18. Gene Ontology annotation, molecular function: L-aspartate transmembrane transporter activity; L-glutamate transmembrane transporter activity. Gene Ontology annotation, biological process: aspartate transmembrane transport; L-glutamate transmembrane transport; malate-aspartate shuttle. Lineage: Eukaryota; Metazoa; Chordata; Lepidosauria; Squamata; Anolidae. The transcript has 8 exons. The record is from RefSeq and is a predicted model, not a curated record. Bases 2915 to 3589 code for a protein of 224 amino acids.